This is a messenger RNA of Daphnia carinata, 984 nucleotides long. Its product is annotated as prolyl 4-hydroxylase subunit alpha-1-like. NCBI's taxonomy places the organism in Eukaryota, Metazoa, Arthropoda, Branchiopoda, Diplostraca, Daphniidae. Gene Ontology annotation, cellular component: endoplasmic reticulum. Gene Ontology annotation, molecular function: L-ascorbic acid binding; procollagen-proline 4-dioxygenase activity; iron ion binding. The record is from RefSeq and is a predicted model, not a curated record. Gene Ontology annotation, biological process: peptidyl-proline hydroxylation to 4-hydroxy-L-proline.
AUGGAUAGUUCAAUUUUAAGCGUUGUGCUUUCGAAUACGUCCGUGAUGGUUUUCCUAUUCGCAUCAUCAGCACGACAUACUUUGCAACAAACGAAAAAACGACAUCCGUUGGCUGUUCUAUCGCACACCAACUCGUUCCGAUUGCCAUUGAAGAAAUCGGUGGGCGUUCAGCGCAGUGAAAUCAUCCGCAGGCGAAAGUACAACGUCGGAAAGCACAUCACCGAUCAAGACGAUGCCACAAAUUUCAACGCCCUGUGUAGGGGCGAAACGCUUCUGAACGACAAGAGAUUGGCGCAGCUGAAAUGCUGGUACGAUUCCCGUCGCCAGCCUUAUUUUCUUCUUAUGUCUAUCAAAAUCCAACAGAAUUCAAUGGAGCCAGCCAUGUACACUUUUCCCGAUGUCCUGAGUGAUGAUGAAAUCGAAACGAUCAAAGAAUUGGCCAAACCAUUGGUAACUAGAGGCUCGAUCGAUGGUGCAAGGAAGAACUGGGGCCGGACAUUUUCGAACGUCCGAACUUCGAAAACGGCCUGGUUUGCUGAAGGACUACAUCCACUGUUAAACCGUUUAUCUCGUCGAAUUUCGCUUAUUACUGGCUUGAAAACAAAUCCCAUUCACGACGAAGCUGAGCUACUUCAAGUUGCUAAUUACGGGAUCGGUGGUCAUUACGCACCUCAUCACGACUACAUAAUGAAAGGCAAAGCGGAUUUCGAGGCAACUAUGAAUUUUUUUCUUGUUAUUCUAACUAGUGAUGCGCCAGUAGAAUUUCCCUUCAUCUUAAUUAUGAGGGAUCCUUGUUCCUCCUUGUUUCCAGUAGUGGACGCGUUUUUGCAACGAUGUAGGCAACCAGAACAAGAAGCAUUUUCAGUCAAUGAUCGCGUUUUCAUUCCCAUCGGUACCAUAUUUGUUGGCGGUCACCUUGAGACGAUCUCUUUAAUUGUGGCAGUGGUAACAGAUUCCACGAUGGCUUGGAAAAUGUCUUUUUAG